Portunus trituberculatus (swimming crab) is the source of this 937-nucleotide messenger RNA. RefSeq names its product ADP-ribosylation factor 4 (gene Arf102F). NCBI's taxonomy places the organism in Eukaryota, Metazoa, Arthropoda, Malacostraca, Decapoda, Portunidae. The coding region runs from base 91 to 633 and encodes 180 amino acids. The record is from RefSeq and is a predicted model, not a curated record. Gene Ontology annotation, cellular component: plasma membrane; cytoplasm. Gene Ontology annotation, molecular function: GTP binding; GTPase activity. Gene Ontology annotation, biological process: intracellular protein transport; vesicle-mediated transport. The transcript is spliced from 5 exons.
GCCUGCAGUUACCCACAAUUCCCGGCCAAACGUCAAGUAACCCAGACGUGGCAGAGAACCUUGCUUUAUUUCACCCUUCCACCCUUCACCAUGGGUCUCACCUUGUCUACAGUGUUCUCCAGGCUAUUUGGGAAGAAGCAAAUGAGAAUACUAAUGGUGGGCCUGGACGCCGCUGGGAAGACAACUAUCCUGUACAAGCUAAAAUUAGGAGAGAUCGUCACCACAAUCCCGACCAUUGGGUUCAACGUAGAAACAGUCGAGUAUAAGAACAUCAGCUUCACAGUGUGGGACGUAGGUGGACAAGACAAAAUCCGUCCCUUAUGGAGACACUACUUUCAAAAUACUCAAGGACUCAUCUUUGUGGUCGACAGCAAUGACAAGGAGAGAAUAACAGAAGCAAGCGACGAACUUGCAAAAAUGCUGCAUGAGGAUGAGCUUCGAGAUGCCGUCCUCCUGGUGUUCGCCAACAAGCAGGACCUCCCCAACGCUAUGACCGCCGCAGAGCUCACCGACCGCCUUGGACUUAACCAGCUCAGGAGCCGCAGGUGGUACAUCCAGGCAUCGUGCGCCAUGCAGGGUCAGGGGCUGUACGAGGGACUGGACUGGCUAUCAAACGAACUCUCCAAGAAAUGAAACCAAAACCAAGCAAGAAUGAGAGACUGAGAGAGAGAGAGAGAGAUAGGGAGAGAGAGAGAGAAGGAGAGGGGAGGGAUGGGGGGCCCUGUUGAGGAUGGAUGGAUGAAUAUAAACAUUUAUGGGCACUUUUACCAGAAGGAUAUUUAUUGUUUUGUUUAUAUACAUUUUUCUUUUUGUCUCUUUGUGAAGAUUCCAUUCUGAAUAUUGCAGCAGCAGGGAUGAGGUUACAUUCCUUGUUGCCACUAUGAUUCAUUGACCAGUUUUCAUAGUUUGUAACUUCCUAACAAAGAUAUUUGACAAC